Molecule: messenger RNA, 5855 nt
Organism: Oncorhynchus mykiss (rainbow trout)
Lineage: Eukaryota; Metazoa; Chordata; Actinopteri; Salmoniformes; Salmonidae
Biological process (GO): regulation of transcription by RNA polymerase II
Cellular component (GO): nuclear body
Source: RefSeq, a predicted model, not a curated record
CAGCUCUGGCGAGUAAGUGCCUGACCCGACACUAGAUUGAUACUAGACGUUGUACCAUUACGACGACUACUGCAAUAGAAAAGAUGAACUUGUCUUCUACCUGAAGGGAAUAUACAAUUAGAUAUAUUCUGGCUGUAGUAUCCCUUUAAAUUCAUAACGGUUGUCUUCAGUACUCGACAGACAAAGACGACUGUGGAAGAGACUUCGUUAUUUUUCCUCAAAGGUUGUUUUUUAAACCUUUCUGGUUUUUUUGAACGACCUUGUUGGUUUUAUUUUUAUUUUUUUGUAGUGAGGGGACUAAUAGACCGGACAGCAAAGUGGAUUUAACGGGUGCGUCGCUGCCUUCCACUUGAUCUCCAAGAUGCUAUUGGUGUCUCCGCGGUUAGUCGACACACCUCGCAUGGAGCCCAUACUGUCUGGAUCACUGAAGAGGAGGCUGACUGCGACUGAGGGGGCCCACCAGGGGGGCUUACGGCAGGGCCAAGGGCCCGGUAAUGGCCCUGGUCUGGGUCUGAACGGUACCUCCGACGGUUCUUCCAUGACCCAGGGGCCCGGGGGGCCCACCAAGCGACUCUGCCUGGAGGAUGUGACCCUCGCCAUGGGUACCAGCUUCCAGCAGAACUCUUACUCUGGAGGACCCAGUCCUGGAGGUCAUGGAGGUCCUGGAAGUCAGGGGUCACUUGAAGGUAACAGGCUGGGGAAUGGGAACAACGGGCUAGGGUCACCCUACUCUAUGCCCCCUAAGGCGAGUCCUGGGUCUGGGGGGCCUGGAAGUGUUGGUGGAGGAGGACAAUUUCACCCCAAUGGAAGCUCCUCGUCGGCCCCAUCGGUUGAGCAGGAGCUCCAGGAUAUUCUGGAUGAGUUGACCAAGAACCCAGAUCCUUCUCUGCAGGAGUUGGAUCUGGAUAAGAUACUGGGGAAUAAAGAGGAGCAGAAUCAAGGAUCAGGGCCGGGGUACAUCCACCCACAUUCGCCCAAACGCUCCCCCCAGAGAACCACAUCUCACCUGGAGAGCCACCUCACCCACUCCCCAGGCUUUCCACAGGCAGGGUCUCCCCAAGUAGGCCCGAGUCUGGCCGGAGCCCCCUACUCCAUCCCCCACCCCUCCAAACCCGUUCCCUCGCCUCUCUCGGCUUCACCACACCAUUCCUCUUCAUCCCAGAACCAAGCACGUUCUCCGAUGUUAUCCGCCGCCCUCUCCUCUCGACCCGGGUCUACUUGGCACGAGGUAUCGCGAGCUCAACAGCUCCAGCAAAUGGCGUCCAACUCCAACAAACACCUUUCCUCCAACACCCCUAUCCCCCAGAACCAGACCCAGAAUCAACCCCAGACCCAGGCCUCUAUGCCUCCUCUAUCCCAGCAAGGCUCACCCUGGGGUGGGCAGAAACUCCCCAACUCCUCCCCGCUCCACCAACAACCAUUCAGCCCGGCUGGAAGCAUUCAAAGCCCCCAGGGUUCAAUGUCAAUCUCCAUCCUGGCUCCAGCUCCGUCUGCAGGGCCUUCACCACCCUACCGCCCAGAUAAGCUAGGCAGUCCGGCUCUCGCCCAACCCCCCUUUAGCCCACAGAGUACCCUUCUACCUUUAGGAAACACCAGCACAUCCAGCACUUCAUCCAACAUCCAGGGGUCACAAGCCAACUACAUGCCCAGUGGAGGUGCACCAACAUCAGGCGUCACAAGACCAUCUCCCCCCUACCGAACUGACAAGCCUCACCAAAGCCCGGCACUCCAGUCCCAGCAUCAACCUCAACCCCAGAACCAACCCCUACCCCUACCCCAAACCCAACAACCACAUCCAUACAGCACCCAGAACGGGUCAGGACCCAACAACAACAUCUCGAGUCAGCUCUACAAAGCCAUGACGGCUGGUCAACCCAGCAGCCUCAAGCUACUCAUGCAACAGCAACAACAUCAACAACAACAACAGCAACAUUCAAACACGCAACAGCUACAGACGAACGCCCAACUGGGCCAACACCCAUCCAUGUCCAAACCAUGUGGUGGUGGAGUCCCGCACCAGGAACCCUCAUAUUCCUUCACCAACACCAAGCCCCUCCGCCAUUUUGACCUGGACCCCCAGCAGAAGAUGGGAGGAGGGGGUGGACCCCCAAUGGGCCCUGGACAGGGUGGACCCCCCAACCCCAUGGCUGGUUACCGUGGAAUGCAGCAUGGUGGUGCAGCCGGAACACCAGCGUCAGUAGCAGCGAACCAUGCCCAUCUAUUGCAACAGAGGAUGCAGCAGAGAGCAGCAAUGCAGCAGGCCGCAGCAGGAAUCAUGGGGCCACAACACUGUAGAGAGGAGCAGACCCCAGGCAUGGUCUCUCGUCUCCAGGACCCCUCAGUCCCCCGUCCAACCCAGACCACCACCAACUACAACCUGCUGCUGAAGAGCCAGCUCAUGAGGAAACACCUUCAACAGGAGCAGAAGAGGCAGAUGGAGCAGAUGAACGGACCACAGAUGGCUGAGUGUCAGCAGGGGCCACCGUUUACAGGUGGUGGUCGGCCUCUCCCCCCAGAUUGUGGUGGUGGCGGAGGCUACCCCAUGGGCGGUCCCCAGCUAUCCCACGGAGGUCAACUCCCUUCUGGGCCCGGCCGCCUCUCCCUUCCCCCUGGCCAUCCAGGCCACCCCGGACCCCCAGGAUCUCUCACCCAAGUGGGCCGCCCAAUAGGAGGCUUCAUGGGUGGGCCUCCAGGUUCCAAGCAGUCCCUCUACCACCCUCCACAGGUGGGUGAGUUUGUUGGUGCCGGUGGUAUGCCAAUGAGACAACCACAGUUACCGCACGGCAUGAUGGGAAUGGGCGGUCUGGCUGGUCCUCCAAGGCCAGGGAUGCAGCAGCAGGUGUCCAGGACAGGGAUGACAAUAGGGGGGUCGGGGCCCGGGUCGGGGUUACCACCUGGUCACCCCCAGCACCCACAGCAUCUACGCCAGGCUCUGCAUCAUGGUGGUGGAGGGGCGCCACUCCCACGAAUGAUGUUCACCGCCCAGCAAGCUCAUCAACAACAACAACAGACUGCAAUGUGGCCUCCGCAGCAACAGGGGGGGAUAGUGAACGCCCUGCAGCAGUGCAUGCCUUGCGGUGACUCCCACAUGGACCAGUCGGCCAAUCACCAGCAGCCGCGUGGGCAUGUUUUUCCUGGAGGGGGCGGGGCCUCAAACGGAAGUUGCGGUCAGAACCCUAACGCCCAGUUUACCCAGCAGGCAUUGCGGUCGGGGAUAACCGGGGGCGGUGGGAACAAUUUCGCCCCCCACCAAGGACCUCCGUCGUUACCCUCCAACCAGGUGGUCGGGGUGCCUUCCUUACCUAGCAGACUGAUGCAGAAGCUGGGUGUCUCCGUGGCAGGGCAGCCCCUACCCUCCAUGGUCCACCAGGGGCUCCAGGCCGGUAUGCGACCCAGGGGACCCCUCUCUGCCCUGGCCGGGAUGAAGCCCGGUCCUCUUGGUAUGAUCCACCCAGGCCACGGCAUGGCCCCACCAAGCUACCCUGCCUCUGGGGCCACCAUCGCAAAGCACCCGCACUCUCAUCCACACCAACAUCAACACCCCCAUGGGCCUGGAUAUGGACCAGGACAGGGGAACCCCGGACACAAGCUACCCCCAUAUGAAUACAGUCAGCAGGGGCAGAGCAAUGGGGGGAUGGGGGGUAGGCCGGGAGGAGGAGGGGAGGUAGACUUUAUUGACACUCUGGUGGGGUCCAAUGAAGACUGGCUGAACAACCUGACUAUGAUAGACGAGUACCUGGAGCAGAACUCAUAGGAGGGGGGUCAAAUGUGAGAGAUUAUAGUUCAGGGGUUAGGGGUCAGUUUGUUGACCUCUCAGCUGUAUAGAAGUGAUGUGGUUCUGGGGUGUGACAGGGAAAGGGGUUAUUACAGGCUUAUGAAGGUUUAUAACAAGGUGUGUACCUUUCUAGAAGCUUCUACCUGAGUGGACGUUUUUGAAUGAAUGUGAUUGGUUCCAUUAUGGUUCCACUCCCCCACAAGUCCGCUGUCCAAUAUCAUCGGUUGCCAUUUUGGAAAGAGGGAAUGGCCCUAAACGGAACACAGGGAACAUAUGGAUCCUCAUAAUGCUGGGAAACAGAAGCUGAAGCUUAACUCCAAAGAGCUAGCAGCAGAGUAGUAAACUAGAGUAGCAGGAGUAAAAGAGCGAGAUGCUCCAGAUUCUGGUCCUGACAAGAAAAACUCCACCGACAGUACAUUUUAUCUUCUGCUGUUCGACCUAUCCAGUAAAUGUGGAGGAGGAGUGAAGAUGGAGUGUCGCCUCGUUAACGUCCUAAAGCGGAAGUCGCGUCACAGGCGUAUUUAUCUGGUUUUAGUCUGGUCCGCUGAGGGUGGCAGAGUAGUGGAGUCCAAACAUUUUCAUUGGCUGUUUCUGUGUCUGUUACUCGGACAGUGGACUAAGGAAGUUAUUUGAAAUCCUCUCCCCUGUAGGGAUUUCUCCUAACAAAGGGAUAGGUGUAUAAAACACACUGUGAUUGGAUGAAAUCAAUGUCCUCCAGCAUGCAAUUGGUCCAAUGUUUUUCAGUGCAAUGUUGUGGUCUGUACUAAAUUGAAUUUUGUUUCAAAGUAUUUUGGUGUGAUUUGGAAGCACAGCGAAAAAUAAAGAUUCCAGAUUAACCAAUCCAAUCCAAUCCUGCUCUCACAUAAUGUCUUUGAGCCAAUCGAAUAUGAAUAUACAGGGAAAGACAGCCAAUCCCUGAUGAGUUUGGGGUAAUAUCUAUCACUGAUUGGCCAAAGGAACUACAGAGAUGGUCUGCCAUUGUUUCCAUGGUAAAUUGUCAUCACUAUUUUGAUCGUGAACGGGGGAGUGUGGGGGCUUGUACAUAGUAAACUAUUUUGUAAAAUAUGUUUUUGGUAAACUGUAUCAUACACAAAAGAGAAGUACACAUAUUUAUACUUCUUUUCUGCAGCGUAAGUCUACAGAUUCCCUUUGUACAUAAAUGAUCCCCAAAUUAUAAACAAACACACAUAAAUGCUGCAAAAAACAUUGAAAUUAUAGCUCACAAAAUAAAAUCUGUUUUACACUAGAAUAACCUUAUUGUAAUUUGUUUGAAAUAUGCAAGACAAUACAAUUAGUGUAGUUUUUUUCCAGUAAUACUGUGUAUUACAAUGUUAUUACAUAUUUGUUAUGUUUGUGACAUAACUCGAGUCCUGGUACCCCAAUUGCCAAGGCUUCUUUUGAAAGUGGAUUUUGAACAUUCAAAAUACACACACCAUUGCAAGAUACUGUUCCACACACACACACCUACACACACACACACACACACACACCCUCUCUCACUCUGGCAGUGCCCAUACCUGUGAGGUCAAAGUUCAUCAUCUUGGUCCUUCUACUGUACUGUAAUAUCUUUGUUCACAGGCAAUAUAUCCAUAGACUUAAACAUUGUCAACAUUGCAUAAUCUAAAACAACAAUAUAACCUGUUUGAUCUGUAUUACCAUAUCACAAAGGUAAAGAACACAGCCUAACUUAAAGUGGAAGCCACUAUCAUAGAAUCACCACACUCUAUAAAGAUGCAUUAGUCUUCUCCUUGUCUCCUUUCCUUCAUUCACACAGAUUUGAAAGAAACGGACAGGUGGCAAAUAGGCUUCCGCCAUACUGCUUUCACAUAUCCGAUGUCUAUCCUUUCAGAUUAAUGCUGAUAAAGGGGAGACUAGGAAAGGAAGCGUCUGUAAAUUAUUAGGAUGCACCCCCAUUACAGUUUCCCCUACCUUUUGGACCAGACAGGCUGGUGGACAAUGACUUAAAAAGCCAUGAAAAGAGGUUAAUCGACUAUCUGUGAUUUUAUUUUUUGUUUUUUUUGUCUUGAUAUUUUUUUUGUUGAUUUAAAAUAAUAAACUGUAUAAAUGGGAGAGAAAAAAA